AUGCCGCGUGCUCAGGCAGUACGCCCCAAAGAGCGAAAGAAGGGAUCAGGUGGUAAACGAGUCAAUGCAGCUAGGUGUGCUAUGAAUGCGAAGUUGGCGCAAGAUUUGCUGAACAAGUAUUAUGAAUCAGGAAAGGUCAAUGACCUCGGAGAAACAGAUAAGGACAGAUAUCUGAAAACGUGUACUGCACAGGUAUUGGCCUAA
Molecule: messenger RNA, 204 nt
Organism: Sphaeroforma arctica JP610
Lineage: Eukaryota; Ichthyosporea; Ichthyophonida
Exons: 2
Coding region: 1-204 (67 amino acids)
Source: RefSeq, a predicted model, not a curated record